Petromyzon marinus (sea lamprey) is the source of this 4543-nucleotide messenger RNA. RefSeq names its product minichromosome maintenance complex component 3 (gene MCM3). The record is from RefSeq and is a predicted model, not a curated record. Gene Ontology annotation, cellular component: MCM complex; nucleus. Gene Ontology annotation, biological process: DNA strand elongation involved in DNA replication; mitotic DNA replication initiation; double-strand break repair via break-induced replication. NCBI's taxonomy places the organism in Eukaryota, Metazoa, Chordata, Hyperoartia, Petromyzontiformes, Petromyzontidae. Gene Ontology annotation, molecular function: ATP binding; single-stranded DNA helicase activity; single-stranded DNA binding.
ACAGUCCACGUGCUCUCGAUUUGGCGGGAAACGUCUUUUUUUCUCUUUUCCCGCCACUGGCCUCCCGCCGCGUCCAUUGCCGCUGCAGUCAUCUCGCUCCCGUGCCUCUGUUGUCGUUUCCUGAGCUCCGCGGUGCUCUAAAGUCUCAACCCUUCCUCUCGCGAAGAUGGACGACGUGGAGAACCAGGAGCUGAGGGAAGCCAAGCGAGCCUACCUGGACUUUCUGGACGAUGAUGAAGACCAGGGGGUUUACUAUGGCAAAGUGCGCGACAUGAUCAAUGACAACCAGUGCCGCCUCGUCGUCAACAUCAACGAUCUGCGACGCAAGAAUGAGAAGAGGGCCAACCUGCUGCUGAACAGCUCGUUCGAGGAGCUGCUGGCCUUCCAGCAGGCGCUCAAAGAGCUCGUGGGGAACGUGGACGGAACCUACGCCAAGCAGUUUGAGUCGUUCUACGUGGGGCUCGAGGGCAGCUUUGGCGCUCGACACCUGUCGCCACGCACCCUCACCUCUCGCUUCCUCGGCAACAUGGUGUGCGUGGAGGGCAUCGUCACCAAGUGCUCCUUGGUGCGUCCCAAGGUGGUGCGCAGUGUUCACUACUGCCCCGCCACCCAGAAAAGCAUCGAGAGGAAGUACAGCGACCUCACCUCGCUCGAUGCCUUCCCCAGCAGCGCCGCCUACCCCACCAAGGACGAGGAGAGCAACCCGCUGGAGACAGAGUACGGCCUCUCUAUCUACCGCGACCACCAGACCAUCAGCCUGCAGGAGAUGCCCGAGAAGGCCCCCGCGGGACAGCUGCCCCGCUCGGCCGACGUGGUGCUGGACGACGACCUGGUGGACCGCUGCAAGCCCGGCGACCGCGUGCAGGUCAUCGGCACCUUCCGCUGCCUGCCCGGCAAGAAGGCCGGAUACACGUCGGGCACUUUCCGGACCAUUUUGAUCGGUAACAACGUGAAGCAGAUGAACAAGGAGGUGGUCCCUACCUUCUCCGGGGAAGAUGUCAACAAGAUCAAAACGUUCAGCAAGACUCACUCAAAGAACAUCUUCGACCAGCUGUCCAAGUCCCUCGCUCCGAGCAUCCACGGCCACGAGUACAUCAAGAAGGCCGUGCUCUGUCUGCUCCUGGGAGGCACUGAGAAAAUCCUGGACAACGGCUCUCGAAUCCGAGGGGACAUCAACGUGCUGCUCAUCGGCGACCCGUCGGUGGCCAAGUCUCAGAUGCUGCGCUACGUGCUGCACACGGCGCCGCGCGCCAUCCCCACCACGGGCCGCGGCUCCUCCGGCGUCGGCCUCACCGCCGCCGUCACCACCGACCAGGAGACCGGCGAGCGCCGCCUGGAGGCGGGCGCCAUGGUGCUGGGCGACCGCGGCGUCGUUUGCAUCGACGAGUUCGACAAGAUGACGGACAUGGACCGCACGGCGAUCCACGAGGUGAUGGAGCAGGGCCGUGUCACCAUCGCCAAGGCCGGCAUCCACGCGCGCCUCAACGCGCGCUGCAGCGUGCUGGCCGCGGCCAACCCCAUCUACGGACGGUACGACCAGUACAAGACGCCCAUGGAGAACAUCGGGCUGCAGGACUCGCUGCUCUCUCGCUUUGACCUCCUCUUCAUCGUGCUCGACCAGACCGACCCCGAGUACGACCGCGAGAUCAGCGACCACGUGCUGCGCAUGCACCGCUACCGCGCAGUCGGGGAGCAGGACGGCGAUGCGAUGCCGCUGGGGAGCACGGUGGACAUCCUGGCGACGGAGGACCCGGACGCGGUGGAGGAGGAGGAGCGGAGCAUGCAGGUUUACGAGAAGCACGACAACCUGCUGCACGGGCCCAGCCGCCGCAAGGAGAAGAUCGUGAGCAUGCAGUUCAUGCGCAAGUACAUCCACCUGGCCAAGAUCAUCAAGCCCGUGCUCACGCGAGAAUCGGCCGACUUCAUCGCCGAAGAGUACUCCAAGCUGCGCAGCCUCGACCAGAUGAGCGCCGACGUGGCCAGGACGAUGCCGGUGACGGCUCGCACGUUGGAGACGAUGAUCCGCCUGUCGACGGCACACGCAAAGGCGCGCAUGAGCAAGACCAUCGCCCUGCAGGACGCGGAGGCGGCCGUGGAGCUCAUCCAGUACGCCUACUUCAAGAAGGUGCUGGAGAAGAAGCGGAAAAAGAAGCGGCACGACGAGGAGGAGGAGGAGGAGGAGAUUGACGACGAGGAAGGUGGCGACGCGAGCGAUGGCGAGGGGCUCAACGGGACGAGCCAGAAGCAGAGUGCCCGCAAGAAACGGAAGCACCGGGACUCCACGCAUGGAACGAGUCGCGCGAGCAGGAAGGAACAAUCGGGCGGAGAAGACCCCUACGACUUCAGCGACGGGGAGGAGGCGAUCCCAGAAUUCCCGCGGACGCCCAAGACGCCGCAGGCCGCGGGCGACGAGGAGGCGAUGGACACGAGCGAGGCAGCGGCAGCGGCGGCGGCAGCGGCGGCGGCAAAGAAGCUCUCGCUGACGGACGACAGGCUCAAGCAGUUCAAGGCGGCUCUGCUGGACGUCUUCCGCAAGUCGCACUCGCAGUCCGUGGCCAUCCCCGCCAUCAUGGAGGCCUUGGGCGGCGCCGCCACCGCCGCCUUCUCGCUCGCCGAGGUGCGAGCGGCGCUCGCCCGCAUGGAGGACGACAACCAGGUCAUGCUGUCGGACGACAUCGUCUUCCUCAUCUGAGCGUUGAGCAGGAGUGCUCCUCGCCAUUCACGCCCUCGUCCCGCCUUGCCAACCCCCCCCCCCCCCCCCCAUUGCCUCUUUUCCCACUGCGCAACCGAGCCAGGCCCCCCACGCGCGGCUCGCAGACACGAGCUUUUGCUCCCCCCCCCCCCCACUGCGAAAGCCACACUUCGCCAUCACGCGAUGAACGUGUCGAGACUCCUCCAAUUGGCGCACGGUUUGGCUGCGUGCGGUGGCACAGAGGUCCCAACGUAACUCGCGUGCCUGCACGACGCGCGGACGCCUCGCCCUGCGCCCGCAGCGCGUGCCGACCCGACGCUUCGCGCCAACGGUCGUGUGGCCAGCGCCACUUGUUGCUGGCCCUGCUUCUCAGGGGUCGUCGUCGUCCCGUCCCCCCCACCCCCCAGGUGUUUUUGUGAGGCCACAGCAAAGCGGGAAGCAGCGGCAUACCACGGGGUACGGUGAUACGGUGAGGGGUCUUGCGCCGGCUCGGCUCGUGCGAGUCGAAUAGAGGGGUUUGUGUGCGAGCGUGUGUGCGUCCAAUUUUUUUGGUCUUGAGACGCUCGUGAAAGCGAUGGAGAGGUAUCGGGACAGGAAGGGGGGGUGGUCAGUGGGGAAUUUGCGUGAGAUGUCAUCGUCGUAGUUGUUGAUGAUGUGCUCGCCCCGCAGCAGUGAAGGGGACGGGAGAAGCCACGGUGAAUGAACUCCCGACUGCAAAACGAUAAUAGUUAUACGAUUAUGCAAUCUGUAUUACGGAUUAUGGGAGGGAGGGGAAGUGUGAGCGUGAUGUCUUGUUUAUAUGCAGGUUAGUAUAAAGAAGUGAGUCCCCCUAAAAAAUAUGCAAAAGCACAGUCCGUGGCAGUGUGUCUACAUGAAUACAAUUGUCUGGAUUGUCUUUUUUUGUACCCACAAACGAACAACGCGAGUGUGAAGCCGCGCUUGUUGGAUUUUUUUGGGCUCCGUGACACCCGAUUUCUGUACCAUUGCACGCUUCGUUUGCAUCUUUGUUUUGUUCGCUAUGCUCCCCGCUCUCUCUAUACGGCAAAUAUAACCAUGGAUCGUUUGGUUUUUAAAGAGGGGGUUGACCUUUCUCGCCAGUGUUCAAACACACCCCCCCCCCCCACCACCCCCACCAAAAUGUUCCCCAUCUCAUCGGAUCUUGGAAACUAAGGCAGGGUUGAGCUGGAGUAGUGUCCGGAUGGGUGACCGCAGCUGGACACAAAACUAAAAAUAUAUGACAAGUGCUUGAUUAUGCGGUAGCUUUUUUUAAAUGUCAAACUGUCUGCCUGCAUGUUAUCAUAGCACGUGACUGGAAGGCGCGGGGGGUGAGUGUAGAAUCGAGGAUAACAUGAAUGGAUAAAGAAAGAUUGAACGGGGAAGGGAACGGAUGCCGGGACAGAAGUUCCCCGAGUCGAACAAAAAGGGAGGGCAUGGCUCAAGGUGAGCAGUAGGAAGAGAGGAGUGAUGGGUAGGAAGGGGAGGAGGAGAGGGAUUGAGAAGGAAUGACCGGGCCAAGCCGUCUGAGAUGAGAAGGUGAUGAUGAGAGGACAGAGGCGGGGGGGGAGAGAAGGGGAGGAGCGAGCAGAAGUGAGCUGCAUGGAGCGGCGUCUGUUUUCACAGGGGGUGGGGAAAAGGAAGGGAUUCGGAUUGUGGGGGUGGCCACACAAGUCACGUGAUUUCCAGGCGGCUUGAACCGAUUCAGAUAUAAAUAGAUGUCACUGCCCUUAAGUGUUGUAUUUUUCACCGUAGAGUUUAUGCUUGUGAACAAAGUUCGUGAUGUGUUUUCUUGCAGUUUUGCUUUUCAUCGUGUGUUUUUUUUUCUUUCAAAUAAAGCUCAGCGUGACUACGGCU